CAGACAUCUUUCCCGGGUUCCUCCGACUCCAAUUGCCAACUUCCAGGUAUAAAAAUCGUUAAAAAUGCUGGAGAGGAGUAAAUGUUGAGCCCCUGUUAUCCUGGAUUGGUGGAUCCCAUAAGCAGCGAAAUAUGGCAUCUGAGGGUCUGGAGUCGGAAGCUCACGAGAAAAACCUUUCCAUGGGAUAUUCCAAGUUUAAGAAUGGGACCGUUUUAACCUUCCAAUCUUCAAUCCCCCCAAGAACUCUUCCGAAAUGGGAAUAUGGCACCACCAGGCUUGAAUCAAGGGAUAUCUCUUCUUCCGGAUCGUUCUACCCUUUGGAGUUGGCAGGUCAAUUGGUAAUACCUCAGCCGGAUGUAAUCCAAAACCAGUUGUACCCAAUUUCCCAAAAUUUGGCGGACAAAAUAUUGAAGCAUCGCAAAGCUAUAGAUAACUCAUUAUGGGUGGCCACUGAGAAGCUCUCGCAGAACUUGGUAUCGCUGUUAUUGAUAUUUCUUGGUCCAAGCAGCAUUAGCGAUAAAGUCCAAGCCGAAAGCUGUGCGAAGUGGAUAGGUUCAGGGUUGAGAGGGGUUACGUCUCAUGAUGUUGACCCUCGUUCGCUACCCCCCAGCAUCCAGGAGUAUUACCCCUGCGACAAGUACUAUUUUCAUCCAGAAACUUGCAAAUUCCGUCCAACCCUUCCCCUUGAAUUCCCACACAGCAUGAAAUAUCGAGACAUGAAGUUCUUGAUGCGAGCUAACCUUGGUGAAGCCGAUUAUAAGGCUAGCAACGCGGAUGGAAAAAAUGGUACAGUUCAGAGUUUUCUUACCCAACACGGGCUUCCACUUUGCCGGUCGAUGCUAUCUGAAAUGGCAAAAUAUACGGCUAUACUGGGAGAUAUUUCCGACAUUAUCGCACCCCAGUAUCUUUCUGAUUUGUACUCUGCGUCACUUAUGGGCCCCUCUGUGAUUGAGUCGCAAAUACACAGGGAGUUGGUCUCUGGCGUCUCUUACUCGGUGGGGAUGGGUGUCCUGAGGAACCAUGCAUUGUCAUCGAACAAGGUAAGCUCAGAGAAGAUCAGGGUGGCGGUUAAUUCGAUUAUUUCGACGAACGAACCCCACAGCUUCCUCUCCGUGAACAAACUAGGGAUGGCUUCUUGUGUAAGCACUGCUGGUAAUCCUGAUACGUUUAUUGUUUUACCCGUAGCAGCCGUCGGUGUACUGGAAUGGAAGCAGCUAUUUGACAUGGUAUACGACGAUAUUCAGAUCGAGUGCGGGGAUGGAAAGUCGCGGUUUCGUUGGCACCAAAGCGCAAGAAUCGUGAUUGAUAUCGGGAUGAUCGAAAAUGAUACCGAUCUUGAAUCCAAGUUUGAUAUAGUGAAACAGAUAUUAAGGGUACCAGGGCUCCGCAGGCGGAUUCUUGGGUUUCAAAUUGACUCGGGAGACCACUACGUUCCCAGCAAGGAGAUUCCAGUAAAUCGAGAAGAAGCUGCGGUCCAGAUUCCCUUACUUACCCCAAAGAGUAGCACCGAACAAGGUACUCCUAGUUUGCAGCAUGUCUUGUCUCGCUUGGUAUCGAAAAUUUCCAAGCGACUAGUGCUCAACGAAGAAACUCUUCGCAGUAAGGCGACGGAUAUCGAUACCCAUCGGUAUAGGUAUUUCAUUAAUGCCAACCUCUUUAUUGAAAGAUUACUGGACUUGAUAGCGACAAUCAGAGGAGAAUUAGAAUAG
Molecule: messenger RNA, 1709 nt
Organism: Babjeviella inositovora NRRL Y-12698
Lineage: Eukaryota; Fungi; Ascomycota; Pichiomycetes; Serinales
Exons: 2
Coding region: 132-1709 (525 amino acids)
Biological process (GO): aromatic amino acid biosynthetic process
Cellular component (GO): cytoplasm
Molecular function (GO): 3-deoxy-7-phosphoheptulonate synthase activity
Source: RefSeq, a predicted model, not a curated record